UUUGGAAGUCAGGAUCUGCCGUUUACUGAACUGAAUUCUAAAAUGUUUUCUCGAAUCUUUCUCCGUUUUGUCAGCAAUGUUUCUACCACUGCUGUGGGUUUUCUUUCCGUGAUAGUGCACCGGCUCCCAGUUUUGAAGAGAUACAUGGGAAAUACUCACCAGGAAAAAGCAAUCAUGGGGCAGAGGCAUAAUCUGCCGUGCAUUGCGCCACUUGUGAGCACAGUGGAGGAGACACCCCAGAUCACCUCUGCCCGAGUCCAAGGGCACAUUCCUGAGUGGCUCAAUGGCUACCUGCUUCGAGUUGGACCUGGGAAGUUCGAGUUUGGGAAGGAUAAGUAUAGUCACUGGUUUGAUGGGAUGGCGUUGCUUCACCAGUUCAGGAUGGAGAAGGGCACAGUGACAUACAAGAGCAAGUUUUUACAGAGUGAUACAUAUAAAGACAACAGUGCUGCCAAUCGGAUUGUGAUCUCAGAAUUUGGCACCCUGGCUCUUCCUGAUCCAUGCAAGAAUAUUUUUGAACGUUUCAGGUCAAAGUUUGAGCUGCCUGUCAUGACUGACAACACCAAUGUCAACUAUGUGCAGUACAAGGGCGAUUACUACAUUAGCACUGAGACCAAUUUUAUGAACAAGGUGGACAUUGAAACUCUGGAAAAAACAGAAAAGGUGGACUGGAGCAAAUUCAUCGCUGUGAACGGGGCAACAGCACAUCCUCACCUUGACCCAGAUGGAGCGACGUACAACAUGGGGAACUCCUAUGGGCCAAGAGGUUCCUGCUAUAAUGUUAUUCGGGUUCCUCCAGAGAAGGGGGACCUUGGGGAGACAAUUCAUGGAGCCCAGGUGAUAUGUUCUAUUGCUUCUUCAGAGGCAAUGAAGCCGUCUUACUAUCAUAGCUUUGGAAUGACCAGGAAUUACAUAAUCUUCAUUGAACAGCCUCUAAAAAUGAAGCUGUGGAAAAUUGCCACUUCUAGAAUUCGGGGAAAGGCCAUCUCAGAUGGGAUAAGCUGGGAACCCCAGUAUAACACACGGUUCCAUGUUGUGGAUAAGCACACUGGACAGCUUCUUCCAGGGAUGUACUACAGCAAACCUUUUGUUACUUUUCAUCAAAUCAAUGCCUUUGAGGACCAGGGCUGCAUUGUAAUUGAUCUAUGCUGUCAAGAUGAUGGAAGAAACCUAGACAUUUACCAGCUACAGAAUCUCAGGAAAGCUGGGGAGGGGCUUGAUCAGGUCUAUAAUUCAGUAGCCAAAGCUUUCCCGAGAAGGUUUGUUUUGCCCUUAGAUAUCAGUGUGAAUGCCUCCGAGGGAGAGAACCUCAGCCCGUUGUCCUAUUCUUCAGCCAGUGCUGUGAAGCAGGGUGAUGGAAAGAUCUGGUGCUCUCAUGAAAAUCUACAUCAUGAAGACCUAGAGGAGGAAGGGGGCAUUGAAUUCCCUCAGAUCAACUAUGGCCAAUUCAAUGGCAAAAAGUACCAUUAUUUCUACGGCUGUGGCUUUCGGCACUUGGUGGGGGAUUCUCUGAUCAAGGUCGAUGUGGUGAACAAGACACUGAAGGUUUGGAGAGAAGAUGGCUUUUAUCCUUCAGAACCUGUUUUUGUUCCAGUACCAGGAUCCAGUGAAGAAGAUGGUGGGGUUAUUCUUUCUGUGGUGAUCACUCCCAACCAGAAUGAAAGUAAUUUUCUUCUUGUCUUGGAUGCCAAGAACUUUGAAGAAUUGGGCCGAGCAGAGGUGCCUAUACAAAUACCUUAUGGAUUCCAUGGCACAUUCGUUCCCAUCUGAUGGGACAAUCACAGGGUCUAGGAACUAGGUUUAAGUGAUGGUCCUGCACACCAAUGACAGAAAAUAGGGCACCCUACCACUCAAACUGUAGAA
This is a messenger RNA of Castor canadensis (American beaver), 1863 nucleotides long. It is a transcript of the gene Bco2, whose product is annotated as beta-carotene oxygenase 2. The record is from RefSeq and is a predicted model, not a curated record. Gene Ontology annotation, cellular component: mitochondrion. Gene Ontology annotation, molecular function: beta-carotene 15,15'-dioxygenase activity; carotenoid dioxygenase activity. Lineage: Eukaryota; Metazoa; Chordata; Mammalia; Rodentia; Castoridae. Gene Ontology annotation, biological process: retinal metabolic process; carotene catabolic process.